AUGGUGGGCAAUAAUGCACCCGAAAUCCUCCAACCGCCACCAACGAAAACCUGGGCGAGUCUGUUCGAGGCUAAAACGGGCAUCAAAACUCCUAUCAAUCGUACGUCCACUUCUACAAAUUUAAGUCAACCAACAGCAGCCCAGGAGCGCACGUUGCCUACGUACAGUGACGAAGCCAACUCACACCGAUUGGGAGAAUUUCUCUCAAAUUAUCGGUUAGAGAAUCGUCCUGUUUCUCUCUUACCUCGCGGCCUCACUAAUCGCUCAAACUAUUGCUACGUGAAUGCUAUCCUGCAAGCCCUGAUCGCUUGUUCGCCUUUCAACAACAUGCUGAAAGCGCUCCCGUCGUCGCAAGCGCGUAGCGGCAAUUCGAGCACACCUGCAAUCGAUUCGCUAAAAGUACUGUGCUCGGAGUAUAGCAUGGUAGCGAGUUCCUCGCGUUCCGGGCACAGGCGGACGGCAGUCAUAGGGCCGCCGCUGGACGGCUUUGCGAGCGUCCGGGUGCUGAGGGCUCUGAGGCAAUUUUCUGGCGCACAGGGAAACAGACAGGAAGACGCAGAAGAAUUUCUGAGCUGUAUCCUUAAUACGCUCAAUGACGAAAUGCUCGAGGUCAUAAAAGCGAAUGAGCCCGAAGAACCUAAACGGGACGCCAUUGAAAAAUCGAAUAGUGUCGUCGCACAACACCAGUCUGUCUGUACGGUGCGUCGCACACCGGUGGCGGACAUCUUCCGCGGCCUAACGCGGACCCGCCUGCACCGCGCCCCAAACCGCAACGUCACGGACAACGUGCAACCUUUCUUCACCCUGCAGCUCGACAUUGAGCGUUCCAACACAGUUCAGGACGCCUUGGAACUCUUGGCAGCCAAGGAUGCCAUAGAAGGCGUUCCUGGUGCUUGGCAACAGCUCUCAUUUGCACGGCUGCCUUUAGUACUGCUGCUGCAUCUCAAAUGCUUCCAGGUUGACGGGAACGGUCACGCCAAGAAGAUCAUCAAGAAUUUUGAUUUUCCCGUCGACCUCAAUAUUCAUCCAAAAAUGAUGUCAUCGAAGCACACGUACAAGCAGCGCACGUACAAACUUUUUGCCGUGGUCUAUCAUGAAGGAGCACAAGCGGGCAAAGGUCACUACAUUACGGAUACGUUCCACAGUGGCGCUGGUUGGAUUAGGUUCGAUGAUGCAAUAGUGACGCAAGUGACUCUUGCAAAGGUAUUGAAGGCGACGGCACCACGAAUGCCGUAUAUUUUAAUGUAUCGCCGGCAUGAUACACUUCUACCACAUCGGCCUCCCGGCUAACCGGUGUACGCGUGUCCGAGAGAAACUAACUGUAGUGACCUUGAAAGUGAGUGUAAAUAGUAGUAUAAUAAGCUGACUGUGCUGUGUGUCAAAGACUUGUUAUAACAACAAAUUUACUAAAAUUUUAUCUAAUAUUAAGUACCUUUUACCAUAUCUGUUUAGUCAUGUAAGAUUAUUUCUGUUUUUUAUUAAUAAAAUUGUUGUGUAAAUUUAGUGUAAAUAAAUAUUGUAAAUUUUAAAUAAAUGU
Messenger RNA from Melitaea cinxia (Glanville fritillary), 1537 nucleotides. Its product is annotated as ubiquitin carboxyl-terminal hydrolase 10-like. The coding region runs from base 1 to 1290 and encodes 429 amino acids. Gene Ontology annotation, biological process: protein deubiquitination; DNA damage response, signal transduction by p53 class mediator; regulation of autophagy. The record is from RefSeq and is a predicted model, not a curated record. Gene Ontology annotation, cellular component: nucleus; cytosol. The transcript is spliced from 7 exons. Lineage: Eukaryota; Metazoa; Arthropoda; Insecta; Lepidoptera; Nymphalidae. Gene Ontology annotation, molecular function: cysteine-type endopeptidase activity; cysteine-type deubiquitinase activity.